Messenger RNA from Colletotrichum lupini, 669 nucleotides. Its product is annotated as L-fuculose-phosphate aldolase. The record is from RefSeq and is a predicted model, not a curated record. Gene Ontology annotation, molecular function: actin filament binding. The coding region runs from base 1 to 669 and encodes 222 amino acids. The transcript is spliced from 4 exons. Gene Ontology annotation, cellular component: cytoskeleton. NCBI's taxonomy places the organism in Eukaryota, Fungi, Ascomycota, Sordariomycetes, Glomerellales, Glomerellaceae.
AUGCGCAGGGCAAAUGUCUUGCAUGGUUCCAGCUGGUCGGUUCGCCUCCCUGGGUUCGGAUUUUGGGGGAUCGCAACGGUAGUUGGAGCCCCUGACAUGGUGCUUUCACAAGAGGCCCAGAACGAUAUCAGGAUCGAUCCAGUCGGUGUCACAGCUGUCUCGAAAUUGACGAUUUCUCAAGGAGUCAAAUCUUUUGCCUUGAACAUAUUGAAAAUGGCUACAACUACCACCGUAUUGCAGUCCAUCCAAACGCGAGCCUCGGUAACAGAACAUCGAGGCACCGAGAUGCAAGCACUCCGCCCAAGGGUCGAAGACACAUUCAUGGAUGGCUUGUCAACUAUUGAUGGAACCGGUGCAACCAUUGGCAGAAGUGCUCCUAUCAAGGGCAUUCCCAAAUUCCCAGAUCCGUAUCAAGAACGCAAAUGGAUGCUGGAACGUAUGGCCGGUGCCUUUCGAGUGAUCGCUCGCAAGGGAUAUGUUGAAGGUACGGCGGGUCACAUCUCGAUUCGUGACCCGGUCGACCCUGAAACUUUUUGGAUCAACCCUCUUGCUCGCCAUUUUGGUCUGAUGAAAGCGAGUGACAUGGUCCAUGUCAAUAUGAAGGGAGAAAUUAUUGGUGGAAAUUACGCAUGUAUUAACAACGCAGGUUUCAACAUCCUGUCGGAUUAG